Messenger RNA from Dermacentor silvarum, 1870 nucleotides. RefSeq names its product chorion peroxidase. Gene Ontology annotation, biological process: response to oxidative stress. The record is from RefSeq and is a predicted model, not a curated record. The coding region runs from base 355 to 1830 and encodes 491 amino acids. Gene Ontology annotation, molecular function: heme binding; peroxidase activity. The transcript has 10 exons. NCBI's taxonomy places the organism in Eukaryota, Metazoa, Arthropoda, Arachnida, Ixodida, Ixodidae.
CAGCGGAACAGUCGAUGAGGGCGGAGUGGGCGGAUAAAAAGUUAGGACCGAGGAUGACGUCAUUGGAAGAGUGGGCCAGGACGGUGAACAAAACAGAAGUUUGACGGCCGGCAACACUGACACGUGCGUUACAGAGGCCAGCUACGGGAGGCAUACCACCAUCGGCCACACGUACAACAGAUGAUGGGGCAGGGAUCAUAACUUUCUUCAACUGCUGACGGAGGCGUGUCCUCGCCGCGGACGCUGUCCCUGUCCGGCCGGCCGCUGCCCAACCCCCGCCAGGUGUCCAACGCCCUGUGGGACCUGCGAGCAGCACCGGGGGCCACCUACUCGCACCGACACACGCACCUGGUCAUGGCAUUCGGACAGCUCGUCGACCACGACCUGGCACUGACACCCGACGCCAGAGGAGUCAACGGGUCCCUGCUGCAGUGCUGUGGCGACGGGGGCGAAAGGUCACCGUCCUGCUUCCCGGUCAGCGUGGCCAGCGACGACUCCUUCUACGGACCGCUGUCGGUUCCCUGCAUGAACUUCGUCCGUUCCUCGGGGUGCAGCGACUGCAGCGGCGUCAUGCACGAGCGUCGCUUCGUGAACCAGCAGAGUGCCUACUUGGACGCCUCGCACGUGUACGGCACGAAUCAGGUGGAGCACGACACGCUCAGGGACCCCGAGGGCAAGGAGCUGAUGCUUCUCUCCGAAGGCCGCCUCCUGCCUCGCAGCCUGCGGCCCGACCGCGACGGGUGCAGUGACCCCGAGACGGCAAGCUUCUGCUUCCGAGCCGGCGACGGCAGGGUCAACCAGCAGCCGGCCAUCGCCGUGUUGCAGAUAGUGUACGCCCGCCAGCACAACCGCAUCGCCCGGGAACUGAAGAAGCUGAACCCCGACUGGGACGCCGAGACUGUGUACCAGGAGGCCAGGCGCUGUCUAGUGGCUCAGCACCAGCACAUCAUCUAUGCCGAGUACCUGCCCGUGCUGCUGGGUCGCCGGUUCCCGCCGAUCCCAGGUCGGCGCAGCCGCUACGACCCCCAGCGUGACCCAUCGCUGCUGGUGGAGUUCGCGACGGCCGCGUUCCGUUUCGGACACGGCAUGGCCGACCACUACUCCCUAGUGGACGAGCACUUCCGGGGCACCGUCUACUCGCUGGCUGACCACUACUUUCUGGUGGGCGAACUGCACGACAAGGGCACGGUGGACCAGCUCAUCCGCGGCAUGGCCCUCCAGCGUGCGCGCGUGCCCAGUCCGGCGCUGGCGGACGCCGUGCGCGAGCACCUGUACCGGAACGCGAGCAGCCAGGCGGGCCUGGACCUGGCCUCGCUCAACGUGCAGCGGGGCAGGGACCACGCGAUACCCGGAUACGCGUUCUGGCUGCGCCGCUGCCUGGGACGACGGGUGCAUGACUUCGCGGACCUGUACGCCUUCAUGGAACCUCGCCGGGCACAGCUUCUCGCGGAGCUAUACGAGAGCCCCGACGACGUCGACCUGUGGGUUGGUGGCCUGAUGGAGCGGCCCGCGCACCCGGACGCCUUGGUGGGUCCCACCUUCGCCUGCAUCAUCGCGCGCCAGUUCCGCGGAUUCCAGGAAGGGGACCGCUACUUCUACAGCCACGGAGGACCCAUGGCUCUCACGGAUGCGCAACUUCUGCAGGUUUCGCAGUUCAGCCUGGCCAAGCUUCUGUGCGCCAACGCGGACGAGCCGCACCGGAUGGUGGUGCAGAGGCACGCGCUCCUCAGGCCCGACGCCGCCUCGAACCCACUGACCCCGUGUGACCAUCUCCCGGACACGGACCUGAGGUACUGGACGAGGGCGUCCGCCAUGGGGCGGGACCGCUAGUUCGGGGCCCUGCGUCCAUUGGCUGUCGCCCGCAGCGACA